CCGAACGAGCUAAGAACUACUGUAGUACCGCCCUAUACACCAAAAACAUCUUCGAUUCUUUCUCACAGCGCACGGCGAGCAAGAUCGAGCUUUGCUAGCUAGCGGCGCAAAGCCUACCUGUGCAAUUGCAUGCCGUGGUGAGCAGGAGCAAGCGCCAGACUGGGGCCGGCAACCAUGCCUGCAUCGACCCUGUUUCCGUGGCUCUUACUGCUGACCGUUGUGUCGCUUGCCGCGGCGGACGGCGGCGACGCCGACGGGUCUACGGUCACCGGGCAGAUCCGCGUGAGCUGCGGCGCGUCCGCCUCUGCCACCGACGGGGACGGCCGGACGUGGGACGGCGACGACGCCGUCUCCGGCGUCGCGGCCGGCGCGUCGUACCAGGACCCCUCGCUCCCUUCCACCGUGCCGUACAUGACGGCGCGCGUGUUCGCCUCCAGCUACACCUACUCCUUCCCCGUCAAGCCCGGCCGCGUGUUCCUCCGCCUCUACUUCUACCCGUCCACCUACGGCAACCUCAGCGCCGCCGCCGACGCGCUGUUCGGCGUCACCGCCGGCGGCAUCGCGCUCCUGCGUGACUUCAACGCGUCCCAGACAACGCUCGCGCUCGGCUGCGCCUACGUCGUCCGGGAGUUCUCGUUGAACGUCAGCUCCGGCGCCACGAGCCUCAACGUCACCUUCGCCCCCUCGUCGCGCCAGCCGCCCGGGGGAGCCUCCGGCUCCCACUACUACGCGUUCGUGAACGGCAUCGAGAUCGUGCCCACGCCGGACGUGUUCACGGCGCCGGUGCCCACCUUCGCCAACGGCGGGCGCCCGAGCCUGGCACCCCUCCGAGGCGACACGGCCUUCCAGACCAUGUACCGCCUCAACGUCGGUGGCACGGCCAUCACCCCGGGAGCCGACUCCGGCGGCUUCUACCGCACGUGGGACAACGACGCGCCCUACAUCUUCGGCGCGGCCUUCGGGGUGACCUUCGAGAAGGACAGCAACGUCAGCAUCCAGUACAACCCGCCGUCCGUGCCGCCUUACGCCGCGCCGGAGGGCGUCUACGCGACGGCGAGGUCGAUGGGCCCCGUCGCGCAGAUCAACCUCAGCUACAACCUCACCUGGAUCCUCCCCGUCGACGCCGGCUUCUACUACCUCCUCAGGUUCCACUUCUGCGAGAUCCAGUACCCGAUAACAAAGGUGAACCAGAGGUCAUUCUUCAUCUACAUCAACAACCAGACGGCGCAGGAGCAGAUGGACGUGAUAGUGUGGAGCGGAGGGAUCGGCAGGGCGGUGUACACCGACUACCUCAUCGUCACCGCGGUGGACUCCGGCCAGACGGACCUGUGGGUGGCGCUGCACCCGGACCUCAGCUCCAAGCCGGAGUACUACGACGCCAUACUCAACGGCCUCGAGGUGUUCAAGCUCCACAAGUACGGCUUCAACACCCUGGCCGGGCCCAACCCGCCGAUCCCACCAAAGAAGAUAAACACGGUGGACGGAAGCAGACCGGAGUCCAGGAAGAAGAGCGUCGUCUAUGCCGCCGUCGGGGGUGUGGCCGCCGGUUGCCUCCUCGCAGUCUUGGUUGCCUGCCUCUUCGCGUACGCGAUUCGCGGGAGACGGAGGAAGGCCGAGGCGGAUCAACCGGCUGAUGGGCUUUUUGGCCCAACAAAAAGCUCAACCCAUUUUGACCCGGUCCAAAAAUAAACGGGCCAUUUUUAAGCGUUUGGGCUUAUAGGUAUGCUCAAAUUGGGCCGAUAAGAAAGAAUUCAAAUGGACCCAAAUUGUCACUCCCUCCAGUUUUGAAGUACUAUACGGCAUCGUUGAUUUUUUUUUAAAUAACUGGCUAUAGUGAAUGAAUUACUUAGUUAAUUAAAGGGAAAAUAAACGGUAUCUGUAGAUUUGUAAUCAAAAUUACAUUUAGUAUGUCUAAUAUGCUAGUAUAUGUUUGUCUAUUUGCAAGAGUACUUUUUAGGAAAAAUGAAUUUUAAAUGACAACAUUGUCGUACGUUAUUAUGCCCAUUUAUACUUCACUGGUGACGACCCAAUUAAAGUUAUAUAGGGGAUUGCUUGGGUUUUUCAUGUAAAA
This is a messenger RNA of Oryza brachyantha (malo sina), 2071 nucleotides long. Its product is annotated as receptor-like protein kinase FERONIA. Gene Ontology annotation, molecular function: protein kinase activity. The record is from RefSeq and is a predicted model, not a curated record. The transcript has a single exon. The coding region runs from base 175 to 1689 and encodes 504 amino acids. NCBI's taxonomy places the organism in Eukaryota, Viridiplantae, Streptophyta, Magnoliopsida, Poales, Poaceae.